AUGGCUUACAACUACGGACCGCCUCCCCCGCCUCCGGGACCGGCACCGCCCAACAACCCGCCUGCUGGCUACCCCGCCACCUAUGGCCAGUCGCCUUAUCAACAGCAGCAGCCCCAGCCGGCUGCUCCCCAGCGCGGCACUUAUGCUGGACGAGGCCGUGGUGGCUCAGAUCGUGGCGGUUACCACUCUUCUCAUUCUUACGGAUAUGGCCAGCAACCUUCUGCGUACGGACAACAGGCGCCCCCGGCAAGCCCGUAUCCUUCACAUCAGCCCCAGCCCCAGCCGGGUGCCUACCCCCCGCCACAACAGCAGUGGCAUUCAGAGCAGCAUGGCCAGCAUACCCCGCAACAGCCUCCUGCCCCUCCCCCUCCUCAAGGUUACGCGCCCAGCUACGGCACACAGUCCCAUUACCCCCAGGCUCAGCAGCCAUACGGCCAGCCCGCAUACUCACCCGCGCCACAAACUCCUUACGGCCCGGCGUAUGCUCCCCCCGCACCGCAGGCUAGUCCGCCUCCCCAGCCAUGGGCCAGUCACCAUCAGUCGCACCCUCAGACCCCUUACAACACCAGCAGCCGAGGUGGAAGAGGCUCCCAUAGUGAUCGUUCUGGACCCAAGGGCCAGAUGAUGGGACCUCCUAUCAGAAUGGGAUUUGAUGGCGCACCUGCGCAACCGCCCGCUCCGGCUCCGUAUCCGCCGCAGCCAUAUGGUGCACCUCACGGGGCGCCUUAUGCUCCUGCGCCAUACCAGCCCUAUCCGCCUCCUACUACUUACAUACCGCCAGCACAUCCCGUCUAUGAUGGUGCUCCUGCCGCAGGCGCGCCCCGCCAUGGACGUGGUAGUCACAACAACGGCCAUCCUCGCCAUCGUCCUCAGUUUGGUGGUGACAAGGUCCGCGGCCGAAAUGGUCAUGCUGGCGGCCACAACAGCCGCGGUGGGAAGGCUUUUAGUCCCCCCGCUCACCAUCAGAAGCACGACCACUCUGGUGGAAAGAAGAAAAAGCGCAAGACCAACACUCUAGGUCUUACUCCGGGCGAUGAGUCCGACGAGGACGAUGAGAACGAAGAGGAACGUCUCAAUGAGAUGAUUGGUGCUGAUGCUCCCAAUCCCAUCACGAAUGAAGAACUUGCUGCUUGGAUCGCUGAGCGUCGGGCCAACUUCCCAUCAAAGGCCAAAAUUGAAGCCAAGAAAGCUGCUGUCAAGGCACAGACUGCUGAGGCAAAGGCCGCCGACGAGAAGGCUUCUCUCCUUAUGAGGCAAGAACAAAAGGCGGAGAAGCUCCGCAAACAAUUAGAAAAAGUCGAGUCCAGCAUCAAGCGGAAGCGCGAACAGCAGGAUGAAGGCGACGAGAUGCGCCAGUCAGAACCCUCAUCUCCCUCAACCAUCUCAAAGUCUGACGACGAGAAGCCAGAAGUCUUGUCUACUCGUCCGGAAGAAAAUGCUGUCCCCCCUGUGGCCAGGAAGGCUGAUCAGUCGAAGCACUGCAAGUACUAUUCGACUGGAGGAAACUGCGGUAAGCGGGGCAAGUGCCGUUUCGUCCAUGAUCCGAAUGAGCGUGAGAAGGCUCUGAGAGAGCGCGAACUUAACGGAGGAAAGAUGACCCUCCAGCAGCGUUUGCUCCUGAACGAUAAGGAGCAGGAAGACCUAUCAAUUAUCCAGGCCUUGAAAUACCUUCAGGACAAGGGUGCGUACAAAAAAAAGAGCGCAUCUCAAUCUUCAAGUGGCGGUGCGACGUCAAACACCCAGCCUCAGACUACAGGGCCUGCAUCGCUCCCGCCGAACCCAUUGAAGAGGGAUGCUGGAAGUGGUCUCCCAAGCAUUCCCCCACAGCCCGAAGCCCCCAACGCAAACGCGUCGGCGUCCAAGUAUCCGGGAUGGAAUCUCAGCGGUUUCGGCAAUACGGGCGUGCGACCUAAUGAUAAAUAGGUUCCUCUUGUCUUUUGUCGGAACCAAGCGAGUCCGAAAAAGAACCGCCGGAGUGUUUUAAGAGAGAAGAGAACAAAGGAAUCAGUCUUUCAUUUCAUAUUUCACUCAACAACAUUACGUCCUUUUUCAACAGCCAUCUCCAAGUCGGCCUUGGCUGUAGGUCCCCGAUCUGUUUUUGUUUCAUUAUUCAUCCCACCUCGGACACCGGGAGCAGCGGAGGAGCUAUUCAUUGAAGACGAUCUGGGCAUGUGCCCUCAAGAGCGACAUUCUCUGAAGACAGAGUAUCCCGAACUUCAAAAGACAGGCAAUAGUGGCUCUCAAAGGUCGCAAGCAUGUAGGCGCAUAGUUCGCCGCCCAUAAUUUCUUUUAACCUUCACCAAGCUGGGCAGAGUCGUUAUGAAAGUCAACGAGAAGGAGGACCACAGACCAAGACACCACUUGAACGUUCACUAGGCCACUAAGGAGCGUUCAUAAGCAAUCAUCUCAUUAGCGUCCAUGCCUACAUGCGGACUGAGAGGAAGUUGUUGUCAUUACUGGCACUUCUAGCUGAAGCCUAAGACGGACAAUUUAUGACAGAGAAAAAGAAAAACAAGAAAUCACAUGAAACAAAAAAAGGACAACGAGUGCGAGUGCUUUCAAGUCGGUAUAUACCGCGGCAGUUUUCGUCAAG
Molecule: messenger RNA, 2593 nt
Organism: Neurospora tetrasperma FGSC 2508
Lineage: Eukaryota; Fungi; Ascomycota; Sordariomycetes; Sordariales; Sordariaceae
Exons: 2
Coding region: 1-1923 (640 amino acids)
Biological process (GO): box C/D snoRNP assembly
Cellular component (GO): nucleus
Molecular function (GO): RNA binding; metal ion binding
Source: RefSeq, a predicted model, not a curated record